AUGCCAGCCCACACCCGCCUCCCAACCUAUUUCAUCGGCCAUGGCGGCGUCUCAAUCCUCUUCAAGCCCGGCUACGGCCCUGUCCAAGACGAACUCCGCCAAAUCGGCCGGGAAAUCCACGGCCUCAAUCCCGAAGCCAUCGUUGUAAUCAGCGGACACCACCAGAGCGAGAAAUCCGGGGUGGUAGAAGUCAACCUCAAAGAACCCACCAAGGUCUGGCACGACCUCGGCCCCAGCUGGAAAAAUACUUAUCCGCACGUCUUCGAGUACGAGUACCCGCACCAAUCAUCGCGCGCGUUAGGUGAGCAGGUCUUGCAGCACCUGCAGGAUCAUGGGAUUCGUGCCGCGAGGGUGAAGCGGGAUUUGGACCAUGGGGUCUGGGUCCCCUUCAAACUCAUGUUUCCCGAAGGCAGUCCAGAGGAAUUGGUCGACGUGCCCAUUCUCCAAGUCUCUUCGUUUGCAGGGGAUGAUUACGCGGCGCAUGUAGAGUUGGGGCGGGCAUUGGCGAGACUCCCCGGUCGCAUCCUCAUCGUCGGCUCCGGGAUGCUAUGUCACAACCUUAGAGCCACCCGCGAAAGCACCGACCUGACAGUCGUCAAAGCUAUAGAAACAGCGGCGCUGCAGAUUCUGGAGACAACACCGCAAACGACACAAGGCUUGACAGAGGCAUUCUUGCGGUUGCCGCAACGGUCGGAUUGGCCGCUCGCACAUCCGACAGUGGAGCAUGUCUUGCCGCUGUAUGUGACAUUGGGAGCUGCAGAGGAGAUUGAAUCUGUAGAAGGGAAGGAGGAACUCGAAACCAAAGAGGUGGAAACGUGGAAUCGGAAUCAGUAUAUUGUCGGUCAAUCGUAUCUGUCAUUCCGGCUGGGCCGGGCUUCAACUUAG
Molecule: messenger RNA, 885 nt
Organism: Aspergillus brunneoviolaceus CBS 621.78
Lineage: Eukaryota; Fungi; Ascomycota; Eurotiomycetes; Eurotiales; Aspergillaceae
Product: DODA-type extradiol aromatic ring-opening family dioxygenase
Exons: 4
Coding region: 1-885 (294 amino acids)
Molecular function (GO): zinc ion binding; oxidoreductase activity, acting on single donors with incorporation of molecular oxygen; ferrous iron binding
Source: RefSeq, a predicted model, not a curated record